GCGCCUGGAGGUCGGGCCUCAAGCGGCUGGCGCUGCAGGCCUUCUCGAUGGAGGGCGACUGCCGCAGGGAGCUGCAGAACCCGCGGAGCCUCCGCCGGGAGCAGGUCGAGGAGCUCUGCCGCGAGCGGGCGGCGGCGGAGUCCGAGAGCGCGAGGCGGGCUCAGGAGCUCUGGAUGGACCUCACCCGCGUCAGGAAGCGGGUGGCUGUCCUGGCACACAACAUGCACGUUGCGCCAGGCGGUCCAGAGCUGCACGCUAUGGUCCGCGGGGCGGAGCACGACCUGCGGCUCUUCGCCGAGAAGGAGGCGCAGCAGCGCGAGGAGCUGUCCGCCUUGGAGCUGUCGUUGGAGGAGUCCCUCCGCCUGUCCCUCGUGCGAUUCGAGGGCUGGUGCGCACAGGACUCGGCCCUGUGCAACCCGGGCUGCGCGCGGGGCGCGACGGCGGCGCAGCAGCCAAGGGUUUCAACCAGCGGCCGGCGCGGGCAACAGCGCGGCGGCGCCGGAGCGCAGCGCGCGGGGCCGCGAGGCCCUCUUGGCGACGGCGGAGAAGGCGCUGAGUGCGAAGACGACGCCAUCAGGGAGGAGUUGGCGUCGCUGGACGGGGAGAUUCUCGCGAGAGGCGGGUCCACAGGCGGCUGGGCGCCCGAGGACCACGAGGCGUUCGCGAGGAGCCUAACGCGGUUCAAGGGCAGGGCAGGUGCGCCGUUCUUCGCGGAGGUGCAGCAGCUGCUGCCUCACCGAUCCCGCGAAGAGCUGGCGGAGCACGCGGCGUGGCGCGCCGCGCACGAGGACCUGCAGCAGCGGCGCAGGGAGCUGCUGCGGCGGUGGAGGGCUCUGCAAGCGGCGGGCGCUCACCGGGGACCGAGCCGGGCGCAGUGCCUCCAGAGCCGCGGGCGGGCCGAGGGAGCGUGCGGUCGGCGGCGCCGGCGAGGAGCCGCACGUCGAGGAGGACCGGACCUCGGCGCGCAGGAGCGCGAGGAGGCGCGCCGCCGGAAGGAGCAGGACCAGCGGCGUGUCCGCGUGGCCGCCUGGCGCGCGGCGAGGGAGGAGGCGGCGCGGGCGCAGGAGGAGCUCCAGCGCGCGCGCCGCCUGGAGCUCGGCGCCCGCGAGGCGGCCGAGCGGCGCGCCGCGGGUUCGCACGCGCGCGCGGCGCUGGAAGCCUGGCGCGCCCAGCGGGAGGCCAGCGCGCAGCUGCAGGAGGUCUCCGACCGCGCCGCCGCGGCCGCGGAAGGCCGCCCCGAGCACCGCGCGGCGUCCGCCGAGCGCAUCGCGGUCAGGACGGGAACGCCACGCUUCUGCAGCGCCGGCGCGAGCUCUCGGAAGCCAAGGAGGCCAAGCUGUCCGAGUGGUCCCGACGCUCCGAGCCUGCGCUGCGCGCGCCUGGCAGCCCCGAUUCCGCGGAGAGCCGGCUGUGGAGCCACACCGAGGCCUACGUGGAACGAGCUCGUGACCUCAAAGAGGCGCCAGGGGCCUGUGGCGGGGCGGGUGCGCUCAACUUCGCGCACCAGGACGGGCAUCGUGCGGACGACGCGCGCGGCGCCGGCGUGGCGCGGGGGCCGCUUCGGCGCCUGA
Prorocentrum cordatum is the source of this 1571-nucleotide messenger RNA. The record is from the annotation of a GenBank genome assembly. Lineage: Eukaryota; Dinophyceae; Prorocentrales; Prorocentraceae.